GAGAUCAAAUGGAAUUCUAACUUAAUUAAAACUACCUAGGAAUUCAAGUCAAAAUUGGAAAAAGUUUCAAAUAAAAAUAAAAAGGUUGACAUUGUUUGUAAACAUGCCCUUUCAAAAGAAAAUUAGAUGUUUCCUUUUGGGAAUGCUAAAUCAAUAGAUCUGAAACAUCUUUUGAGCGGCAUUUUUAACUCUGCUUUGGAAGGUCAUUCUUCUGCUAAAAGGAUUUAAACAAAAAAUACCCACAAACAGCUCUAUUACUGGUUAAGCAAAAUGUUUCAAAAUCAUUCUCACCAACUGAGAAAAAAAAAAAUUGGAGAGCUUCUCUUUCAUCUUGAUGCAAAUUUACUGUAUGUUUCAUUUCCAAGCCAGGUACUGAACCAGGAUCCAACCCCCAGGUCAUUUGCCCAGUUUCACAUGAAAUUUUUCCUUCCUAUUAGUAGAGAAAGUCCUUCUGGGUUCACACUUUGUAUUACUCUUUAUGAAUACACACACAGUUCUUGUGUGAACUGCAGAGCGCAGCAGGGCUCCGUGCACCAGGGUAUUAUUAAUUUCUGUGCACCAGAGUAUCAUUAAUGGCUCCAUUGCUUUCCUCCCAUCAUCCAAGGUGUUGGCAUCCCUAUUGCUCCCUGGACAGCAAAAGGACAAACAUGCUCUACCUUGAACAGCAGCUGUCCUAGAUCAAGCUCGUGCUGUGCAUGCUAAGCAGAAAUUGGGUCAUUUGGUAUUCACCUUACUUUAUGAGCAGGGCCCAAAUCAACGCCCGCUAUGUCACAUUCAUGAUAGAAAUUAUACCUUAUUAGAGUCAGCCAAGGCUUUAUUCAAAUAUAUUUAUAGAAAAUAUCCAUAUGCAGUGUUACCAGAGAUUUUCAUGCAAAUUACUAUGAUAGUUGAAACCUUAUUAGAGUAUGCCAUUUGCAUUCUGUGGAGUGAGUUUUUAGCAUGGUCCUGGCCUGAUUUGUAACUACAGCAGAUAUGGUCUAGCAAUUCUAUAUCAGGAUUACCUUCCCCAGAAGGGCAGACUGCCCUGGAAGAAAAUGAGGAAGGAAUAAAAAUAUCGGUAUUACUGGAUCCAAAGCAAUGAAUCCAGAUUCUUUCUGCAUUGCCUUUUAUAUAAACAAAUCUAAAACAGAAGUUCAAUAAUAGGGAAACAAACUAAAUCUGAAUGUCUGCUUUAAUUCCGUAGGAAACAACUUAAAAGCUUUCCUUGAAUUCUCUAGCUAGUAAAUUAGUGCAAAUAUCUAUGUCAGUUAAAAAAUAAGGGAAGGAAAAUUGGGAGGGGAUUGGAAGGGAUUCUUCAGCAAGUGAUGGAUUUCUCUUAAAAAUUUAAAUCUCAAAGGCCAUGACUUUGAUAUGAAGAUUCCUUGUUAAAUCGAGGCAUUGUAAAAGGUGAUUUUUUAAUUCAGUCAAAGAGAAUUUCGAUAAAAGAACUUUCGACUGUUUCCACUAAAUAUCUUUUUCCAAAGAAGAAGGUGGGAUGCAGUAUCAUGAAUCAAGACAUGCAUGUAUGUCCUCUCCUUCAGGCUUGCUUUGACCUGAAGCUCUGCUCACAUCCAUCUUUAUAAAUGCAAAUUCUUAGUUCCCUAAUUUUUUUCAAGGCCGCUGUGUAAUUGGCUCGGUAAAUUUAGAAUCUUGCCUAAUGCUGGAGCAGAUGAAAGCAAGAAAAUCUCCAAAGAGGAAUGCAAACACGUAUAAUCCUUCAAAGGAGGAAACAAUCCAGCGGGCACGGGAGGAAGAUGAGAAGAGGAAAGAAAUAACUAAUCACUUCCAGGGCACGCUGAGUGAAAUCCAGGCUCAGAUCGAGCAGCAGAGUGAGAGGAACAUGAAGCUCUGCCAGGAGAACACGGAGCUGGCCGAGAAGCUGAAGAGCAUCAUAGACCAGUACGAGCUGCGGGAAGAGCACCUUGACAAAAUAUUUAAGCACAGAGAACUUCAACAGAAACUGGUGGAUGCCAAGUUGGAACAGUCUCAGGAAAUGAUGAAGGAAGCCGAGAAGCGACACCAGAAAGAGAAGGAAUAUAUCACUCUGUACUCUGAAAGAUUUGAAGAAUUUCAGAAAACCUUGGCCAAAAGCAAUGAAGUGUUUGCCACAUUCAAACAGGAGAUGGAAAAAAUGACAAAGAAAAUGAAGAAGUUAGAAAAGGAUACUGCUACAUGGAAAUCCAGGUUUGAGAACUGUAACAGAGCAUUACUGGACAUGAUUGAAGAGAAAGCCAUGAGGUCCAAGGAAUAUGAGUGCUUUGUGCUGAAAAUCCAGAGACUAGAGAACCUCUGCCGUGCUCUGCAGGAAGAGAGAAAUGAAUUGUACAAAAAAAUAAAGCAAGCACAGUUCCCAGAAGAGGUGAAUGGAAACGGCAUCUUAGAAGAAGAAGAAGAAGAAGAAGAUGAUGAAGAAGGUGAUACUAAAACAACGCCUUCCCCCUCUGAGCAGGAGAGCAUUGAGCUGCAUGAGAGUGACAAGAGGAUGCUGAAGCAGCUGACUGAAGCUUUCAGGGUGUCCCACAGGGCAGAGGAGUCCCUCCCAAGCAACAGCAGCAAUCCAGAGCCCUGUGACACUCAAACAUGUAAUGCCAUCCUGGUGCCAGAACCUCCUGCUCCUCUCACUCUACAUUCAGAGGCUGGGAAAACCUGUGAGCAGCCCAGCACGAGCACAGCAGCACCCACUGAAAGUAUGACAGUGCCCACUGAGAACGGGUCAAAGCCCACCAAAAGCACGCCCUCACUUCCAGACAGGGUGCCAACACCCACAGAAAGUGUGCCAGUGCCUCCUGAGAGUGUGCUUGUCCCCACUGGGAACAUGCCAAUGCCCACUGAAAGCAUGCCAGCAACCCCUGAAAACGUGCCAACCCGCACACAAAGCACACCCAUCUCCCUUGGGAAUAUACCAGUACCCAUUCAGGGCCCACCAAAAGAUGCAGAAUGUGUGGAUGGCCCAGCAGAUAGAUCUGUCCAGGGGCAGUCUGAGAAGCAAACAGGGGACACAGACAUGGAAGCAGUGGAUUGAAGACACCAUGUGCCCAGGCUUGUCUUCUGCAAACCAGAGCUCUGCUUUGUCCUCUAAAUGGAUACCUUUUUUUUUUUUUUAAGAAACAAAAAUUGUUUCCUAAAACACACUCAUGUAUUUGUAUGCAAAUGUAACGCACUUCUCUUUGCUACCACUAUCCAGUAAUAAUGGGUCUGCAAAUUUUGCAGUCCUUCAUCUGCUUGAAGUAUAAUACUUUCUUAAUGACAUGGAAAUACAAUGAAAUCACAGGAUCUCUUUUUCCCAGGCAUGAUGAGUCAUCUCAUUCAGGAAAAUAAUUUUAGUGUUGCACUUCCAUGUUUCAAAAAAUGAUGCAAUUCUCAUGCAUAUAUUUAAAGACUCAUAAUUAAUUCUAUCUAUUUAUUUUGAUAUUGCAUAAAAGGUGGCCUACUUGGACACACUAUGAUUUUAAUAAAUUAGGUGAAAGGAAUCUCUAAUUACAAAGUAAAAUACUGAAACUAUAAAUGUGGUCAGCCAUAUCCAAGGAGUGGUGCAACAGCCAGAGGUAAAUUUUUGGGCAAGGAAAUCGCCACUCAGCACUGUAACCUAAACACCCACAAGCUUUCAGCCUUAACUUCCAUUGAUCUUUUCUGCUCAGUCUCCUAGAAUAGGUUUUGUUUUCAACAGAACUACAGGGAAAGGGAAAAGAUCUUUUCUAGAUUCACAUAAAAUAAUUGAAAACAGCAAUUUCCAAACUGAUGGCAAUUUCCAAGGUAGGGGGUCACAAUUCUCUUUCUACAUCCAACAGAAAACUGCUACAUUAUCAUACUACUUGGAAUCACAAGGAUUAUGCCUGUUUCCAGCACACAGACGAGGUGAGAAGAUGAGAAGCAGGUUGCAGAUCCCAGUUUCUAGGCAAGGAGCAGAAAGCAGAGUGGAAGGUACCAGGAUGUAUUCCAGAAGAAUACAGAUGAAUAAUCCUGAGAUCAUGCUUCUGGAUGGUGCUGUCACUCCCAGUUACAGCCACAUGAACCACAGCUUCCUCCUGGCACUGCUGCAUGGGCCAAUGCUCCCAGGAGAAGGAUGAGGACUCACCUGUCACCCCAUUCUGGAAGCAGAGCACAAGUCAAUAAGCCAGAAGCAAAGAGGAACCAGGAAAGCAGGAAUUCCUCUCACAGACACCUCCAGGGGCUGGCUACAUCCCCGUCCCUUUCUUGUCUAACCGGCUCUUCCCACCUGCCUGCCAACAGCUGCUGCUUAACAAUGCAGCCACCUUGUCUGAAACUGGUUUGUUCUGGUGCCAAGAAGAGCCGUGAAGGAAGGAGCCAAGGGAGGAUACCUACCCAGACAGCUCUACACUCUCAAGCAAGGAGACUAAGUAGGCUUUUCAGAAGGUUGAAAUGUCCCCCCAGGAAUGUCCCCCAGGAUUAUUUUAACCUUCUUUAAGCCUAAGUAGGCUUAAAGAUGGUUAAAAUAAUCCUGGGGGACAUUCCUUGCUUCUCAUCUCUUUCCUCUGAAUUCCACCCAGGUCCUUCAGAAUCUUAGCUGGACAGCUUAAGAAUUUGAAAAGGGCAAUUAAGCAAGAUGUUUAGAGGUUGGAAAGGGAAAUCUUACAACCAAAGAAACCCAUGUUUAUAGAAAAAUCCCGAGAAGACCCCAAAGACAAAGCGACUUGUUCAAGCCAAAGUUGAAGUCCAGGUGAACCAAGAGGAAAGAUGUCACUUUUGACACACUGUGGGAAACAGAGUCCUUCCAGCAUGCCACCCUCCAAAAAUGGGGUUUGAAUCUCUGCUUACUGCCAACAUGGCCCAUACCCUGGUUAAAUAUGUCUGUGAACUGCUUGGUUACAGAGCUGACCCUGGGAGUUUACAGAGCAUAAACUGCAAAUGUGUCUUUGGAUAUGGCCUGUAGUUAUCAUGACUAUGCCUUAUGUUAGAUAACAAGACCUACAGGAUUUAUCUCAUGUCUUUAAUCAUGUGAAAGUAGAUAAUUUGAGUCUUAGUUAUCUUAAGCUCCUUUUAUAAACAGUGGAGAAGGAAAAGCAUCUUUUGAGGACAAGUUAUCCCAUUAUAAGACUGGCAUCCAAGUCAGAAGGAAUUACUUUCUCUCUGAAGAUGAUCUUUCUCUUCAGAUGCUAGAGCCAGCCUAAGACAACUAAUUUAAAUUUAAUACGUCUAUUGUUAGGUAUCUAAAUUAGGCAACAUGAAUUCCAUCAAAUAUUCAGAUUCAAAGCCCUAAGCGAAUGGCCAUCUCUGAAAACCAAGCCAGUUAUGUGCCUGUGAAAACAUUAAUGUAUAACAAAUCUGUAUCCUAAGACAAACAGUUAUACUCACCUGAUACACUUAUUUUUAGUUUCCAUUGACUUAAGUUGGUAGAAGUAUAGUUUCUGUUACAAGUUUUGUUUGUUAUCAGGGUGACUUUUACAAUUAAUGCAAUUUAGAUACUUGUUAAUGUGUUGGGGGUUUUAAUUCUUGAUCUUGUUUGAUUCUGUUGCCAUUUUAGUAACCACCUGCAUGAAACAAACUCCUUUUUCUUUAAAGAUGCCCUUAUUUUUCUUCAAAUAGCCUUCAGUUGUUGAUGUUUUCUUAUACAUUCAAAUAUUUAUGCAAUAAUAAUGGCCUUACAACUUUAGGUUGGUUCCAUUUUACAUAAUCAUUAUGGUCACAUCUUUAAUUAUGUAAUUCAUGUCUCAUACCUUCCAGCUUCAGCAAGCAGGGAGACAAGGAUCCUGCAGAUAAAAACUUCCUACAUAGUUAUGAUUUAUUCUUACAGCAUCAUUCCUCAUGAAUAAAUACACAGCCUUCUGGGAAAAUUACUCCCACUCUCUUCCACCUUCCUCAUUUUUGCCCUUGAAAUUCUAACACUGCAAAAUUCUAACAUUCAAAUACUUGCAGCUCCUAUUACUAUGAGUUUCUCUCACAUACCUGUUGCUUCUCUUCUUUUCUCAUGUACCAACUGUAUUUUAUCCCAGCAGUUUCCUCCUCAUUUUCAGUAUGUAUGCACACAUACAAUACUGAAAGCACAGAAGAGUGACCUCCAUAGCUUUUAGUUUCAGGAUUUGGCUUCAUGUGUUUACAGGAGAUGAGAAUUGCAGGGGAAAUUCUGCCUGAUCCCAGGCUCCAUAGAGUAUUUAGUCAAACUAUGGAGAUGGUUUGUGUAAUCUCAUGGCCUGUAGAGCUGUGGAAAGCUGGAGUACCCUCACUAGAAGUGGAAAAUCUGUAAAAUUUAACCAAGCACGUCUUUAUCAUCCACUGCAUCAGACCAGAAGAUUAAAUCACCAUCACAGAUUUCUGUGUGCUAACCUGGAUUCUCUCACUCUUCUUCAACAUUAAUUCCUGGCCUCCCUUGCUCUUUUCUUCCACUGGUACCCAAUAUAAAACUGACUAUGCACAGCAUCCUAGUGAAAAGCCUUUGGGAUGGCAGUCUGCCCAACAGCUCUGCUGCUCUUCCUCAGGUGCCUCUGCACUCAAGGCACAGAAACCCACACUUCUGUGGGUUUCACACUCAUUUGGAGGCAGCAAGUGGCAGUGAGACCUGCCUCCCCAGUGUCCAUUGUUAUCAUCAUUAUUCUAACCUGGCAGUGUCAUCAGUCCUGGUGUGCUCUGUGGUUGCCUCCCUCAGUCUUGCUUUUAUUUCACAGAGUUAUUCCCUUAUCUCCAGGCACAGAUUUGGGGGUGAGGAGAGGUGGUGAUGGCAGCUAUUUCUUCCUUACUAAGAAGCAACAGCUUUUUUAAAAUCAGCAUCUGCUGACAUUCAUUUGGUUUCUGGAAUUUCUGUUUUCUCAGGUUAGGUGGUCCAGGUGCCCUAUGGCUGACACUGGAAAGCUUCAGCCUACACACUGCCAGCUAGUUCAGGUGCUGAAAAACAAAGUUGCAAGCUGAACACACCUCCAGUGUCACAGCCAAUCCUACACAGAAAAGAACCUUAAGUCCCAAGUGUCAAGUGCUGCUAGUCAUUAUGCUAUCUCUUCCUAUGUGUUUCACACCAGUUUCCAGAGAAAUAAAAAUAAAAUGCCAUCUCUGGCAGAAA
This is a messenger RNA of Zonotrichia albicollis (white-throated sparrow), 6988 nucleotides long. The record is from RefSeq and is a predicted model, not a curated record. Lineage: Eukaryota; Metazoa; Chordata; Aves; Passeriformes; Passerellidae.